UGUGUGUUAAGAUACUUGAAAUGAGAAAUUCAGAAAAUCAGGCUGUUCAGGAAGAUCCUCGAGGAGCAGCUGAGCAUGUCACCACUGCGAUUUCUCAUAGCGAACUUGCUCGUCGUCCUGGGCAUAGCACUGAGCUGCCUCACACUGAGCUUACAGGUCUUUCUGGUCAAGCUCCCUACACACUUAACUUCAGCUUUGAAGAACUCAACACAAUUGGUCUUGAUGAAGCUCCUCCACGCCACAGUAACUUAAGUUGGCAGUCACAAACUCGCAGAACACCAAGCCUUUCAAGUCUUAACUCUCAAGAUUCAAGUAUUGAAAUAUCAAAGCUCACUGACAAGGUACAAGCAGAAUAUAGAGAUGCAUAUAGGGAAUAUAUUGCUCAGAUGUCACAGUUAGAAGGAGGUGCCAGUUCCACUACUGUAAGUGGAAGGUCUUCCCCUCACAGUUCAAGUGCUUUCUAUAUGGGUCAGAGUACAUCAGGGGGGUCCUUGCAUUCCAGUGCAGAACAAGAGAAAGUAAAAGAUGGUGAGCAGAAGCAAGAUGAUGGAAGAAAGUCCUUCCUGCUGAAGAGGAAUGAUGUUAUUGAUUAUAGUACUUCAGGUGUUUCUACUAAUGAUGCAUCUCCUUUGGAUCCUAUUACUGAAGAAGAUGAAAAAUCUGAUCAAUCUGGUUCCAAGCUUCUACUGGGAAAGAAGUCAUCAGAAAGAACAAGUAUUUUCCAGGCUGCAGAUUUAAAGCUUAAGGGAGUUACUCUCCGGUAUCAGAAGCUUCCAAGUGAUGAAGAUGAGUCAGGAACUGAAGAGUCAGAUAACACUCCGCUUCUUAAGGAAGGUAAAGAUAAGAAGACAGAUGGAAAAGUAGACAAACAACCCAAGUCUCCAGAACAUGGAUCUGAACCUAUUAGAACCUUCAUCAAAGCCAAGGAGUACUUGACAGAUGCGCUUUUGGAUAAAAAAGAUUCUUCUGACUCUGGUGUAAGAUCUAAUGAAAGUUCUCCCAAUCAUUCUCUCCAUAAUGAAGGAACAGAUGAUUCACAGCUUGAAAAGGCAAAUCUCAUUGAGCUUGAAGAUGACAGUAAUAGUGGAAAGAGAGGAAUUCCACACAGCCUUAGUGGCCUUCAAGAUCCAGCUGUGGUUCGCAUGUCGAUUUGCUCAGAAGAUAAGAAGAGCCCAUCGGAAAGCAGCCUGAUAGCAAGUAGCCCGGAAGAAAACUGGCCAGCUUGCCAGAAAGCCUAUAAUUUAAAUAGAACCCCUAGUACAGUAACCCUAAAUAAUAACAGCGCUCCAAACAAUCGAGCUAAUCAAAAUUUUGAAGAAAUACAAGGUAUGAGAGAUCCACCUCAGAUUAUCCUGAACCCUAGUGCAGGUUCCAAUUCAACUGCCAUUCAGAAUGAGAACCUGAAAAGUGUUGCUCACAAGCGGAGCCAACGUUCAAGUUACACACGGCUUUCAAAAGAUUCAUCAGAGCUCCACACUGUCACUGCCUCAGAUGGGGCUGGUUUUGGAGAAGAAAGAGAGAGUAUCCUUUAAAGAAACAAGGUUCAAACAGAGAAUGCCCACAUGUUGUAGCUUGCUUGGAAUUUGUUGUCAAUGUGUGGUUACGUUAAGCUGCAUAGUUUAAGUUUUCAGUACUGUGCUUAGAAAAUUUAGAUUAUUUUCAUUCAUUUUCUUGAAGAGAAGUAAUCUUUAGGACAAAUUAUUUCAGAUCUUCCCUACAAAUUAAACUAAUGCUUGUCAGCAUGGAAAAACGGUUCCUUAAGACUCUGUGCAAAUGUUUGGUCAGAGGCAUACGUUGCUGAAGUACAUACAAUUUAAUCAUUAAAAUGUGGUUUUAUUUUUCUGUUGGGUAAUACUUAUCCCUCCAGAACAUUCCAUUUAAAUCUUACACACUUACAUACUUAAAAUUAAUAUUAAGACCAUGCAUCUUUGCCAUUUAACAUGAGUUGCCAGAAGAUAGAAUCUCACAGCCCGUGACAUCUGUAUCAAUCUUUACAUUAACUAGUGGAGUAAGGUGUGCAACAUUUGUAUGUUGAAAUUUUGAGUGUUAAGGUACCUCUUUGGCUGCGUGUGCACUUUCAUUUGCUAUGUGUUCAGUAAUUGCAGUUGACCUUGUGAACUUUGGGUAGAAUGGUGAUAAGGUUUGUAAGGAGCGUUGUCUUGAUGUGUUGUUGGAAUUGGCAGUUAUUUAUAAGAUAAUGCCUUACCAUUGACUUAGUGAAUCAGUUAUUUAUUAUAGGUAUGUAAUUUUAUAGUUACUGGUCUAAGUAGAUGCAAACACCUGAGCUAUGUUAAAAUAUUACAGGGAUAAAGUGUGAACGUGAUAUCUGAACGUAAGGAGUAUCUGUUGCUUUGCAUGAUAUUUCCUUGGUACAGUGUUUAUUGUUUGGUUUCAGAACGAAAAAUGAGUAGUGUUUGCCAUUUUUAAAGUAUUAUGUACUUUCUGGAAUUUAGUCAGAGCUGUGUGGCAGCUUCUUUAUUUCUGAAGUACAGUAUUUGAAAGUUUUGAUGUCAUCCAAGUAUCUGCUUGUUAUUGUAGUGAAUACCUGUACCGAUCCAGUGAAAUCUGCAUGAUUACAAGGGAAGAAUUGUUCAAACUAGACUCUGGUAGUUCAAAGAGAAUAAAAAAAUAAAUUGUCCUCCUGGAUUUGUGUCCAAAUUUCUA
Messenger RNA from Meleagris gallopavo (turkey), 2664 nucleotides. The record is from RefSeq and is a predicted model, not a curated record. NCBI's taxonomy places the organism in Eukaryota, Metazoa, Chordata, Aves, Galliformes, Phasianidae.